This is a messenger RNA of Chondrus crispus (carragheen), 2039 nucleotides long. RefSeq lists its product as hypothetical. The record is from RefSeq and is a predicted model, not a curated record. Gene Ontology annotation, molecular function: metallopeptidase activity; deNEDDylase activity; protein binding. Lineage: Eukaryota; Rhodophyta; Florideophyceae; Gigartinales; Gigartinaceae. Bases 1 to 1191 code for a protein of 396 amino acids. Gene Ontology annotation, biological process: protein deneddylation. The transcript has 2 exons. Gene Ontology annotation, cellular component: COP9 signalosome; cytoplasm.
AUGUCCGGUUCCAGCCACGUUCUUGCGCCAUGCUCUGAGAUUUUACUCAAGCUCUAUCGGCUUCCGCAUCGGCGGGCACAAUCUUGCCCACCUCACUUGACCACUUCUCCUCCCCACUCCGCCUUCAAUCAUCUCGCUCUGUCACCGUCGCCGGCCUUCCCGACCACGAUGAAUUCGGCGGACGCGCGCCGCACCUUCGAGCUGGAGAACAACAUGCGCAGCGUUGCCCAAGAGGACGACGCACGCUACUUCUGUGACGUAACCGAGCAGGAGCAGUGGCGCAAAAAGAAGCCUUGGGCACAGGACCCGCACUGGUUCAAGGAGGUCCACAUUUCGGCCAUCGCCUUGAUAAAAAUGGCCAUGCAUGCCCGCUCAGGCGGCACCAUCGAGGUCAUGGGCUCUAUGCAGGGCAAGAUUGCAGAGCACGCCUUCAUUGUCAUGGAUGUCUUCCCGCUCCCAGUCCAGGGGACCGAGACCAGGGUGAAUGCGCUAGAGGAUGGAAAUGUCUUUUUGGUGGAUUAUAGUCUCGAGUGCCGGAAAGUAGGAAGGAGAGAGACUAUCGUGGGGUGGUAUCACUCACAUCCCGGGUACGGCUGCUGGUUGAGCGGGAUUGACGUUCAGACGCAGAAUACCAAUCAGACCCAUUGCGACCCGUUUUUGGCCAUCGUUGUCGAUCCUGUCAGGACGAUUUCAGCAGGGAAGGUUGAUCUUGGCGCCUUUCGCACAUACCCGCCGCAGCACAAGCCGCGCGAUGAGGGGCCGAGUGAGUAUCAAACGAUUCCUAUUAACAAGAUUGAGGACUUUGGCGUGCAUUGCAAGAGCUACUAUCAGCUCGACGUGUCAUAUUUUAAGAGCAGUUUGGAUUCCACCCUGCUCGAUCUGCUCUGGAACAAAUACUGGGCGAGGUCCUUGUCCACAUCCCCGCUGGUGCAGAGCAAAGAUUAUGUCGUGCAGCAGUUGAACGAUUUAGGCAGGAAGAUCAAUCAGGCAGAUCGCCAGCUCGAAAAGGCAAACCCCCAUAGCCGCGGGGGGUACUACAUUUCCGAUAAGAAGGCGGCUUCUGGGAAGAAUGGCGGGCAGUUUGAGCAGAUUUCAAAGGAUGCCCAAAAGUGCUGCAGUGAACAUAUGCAGUCCAUGAUGUCCAUGUACGUCAAGAAUGCAUUGUUCAGGCCGAGCGGUGACGGCAACUAGCUGGCUUUUAUAAAACCCUUGUAUGCUUUUGAGGGGAGCUUCGCUUCCCAUUUUGGAGACCCUCGCUGCACAUUGUACAGUCCGUUGCCCAUGUGCACACUGUGGUAUGUGCAUUCACUUUGUCUUCCCGCGUUAACUGGGAUGAUACGCCAAGUCAGGACAGACGCCAACCAUCUUGCAUCAGCUUUUAGCGCUUCACUCCCGUGAGAUGUCAAAACGGCAGCACUCUUCAGUCUGCGACAAUUUCGUUUUCUUCACAAUCACACUUAUCGGUAACAUACAAGAAACAAACAAUUUCUGUCAUUUGGAUGUGGUCAGAUUUGGUUCGGAUACAGUACGUGGUUGAUGUAUUCGGACAAUGUGAGACGUCACAGUCAAAAGUAACAAGAAGCUUCACCUUGCAUCUGUGGAUGCAUCAAGCAGAAAUUGAUCCCCGUCUAACAUGGCAUGGUUGUCAUACUUGCAGCUCAACUGCGCAUCCAACAAAGACUUGACUCCAGAGACCGCGAAAGGCACCAUCAUAGUUCAAUGAAUAGGAAAUGUGUGCUAGAAUGCACAAGAAUAGGUACGUAAUACAUUGCCUCGUGAUCUUGCCUAUAUUACCCAACUUGUAACCGAAGCGUCAGUCUUUUACUUUUUACACGCCAUAGUUUUGACGUUUCCAUGUCAUUCUCAGCAAAGAGCCGGAGACCCAAUUUCCGUUCCUCCGUGAUGCCAUUCGGCAGGUACUUUUCUGGAUGAGGUCAUUACUCUGAACGGUGUAGAACUUUAGUUCUAUGCCUUCACGCCGGAACGUUUGUCGAAGUUUCUUAAAAUGAAGUUGCUUGCCCACGAGAAGUAAUUCAACA